GUGGUGAAGAGGCUCGUGACGUCACGUAAACACCAUACAAGCGUUUUGGGUGCGGAGACGCUUACUUUUCGCAUCCGAGGGAGUAUUUUGAAAUCGCCUCUUUGAUCGCCCCAUCCUUUAUUCUCAUGUGUUUCAGAGAAACAGCAAUCGGACUUUUUUUUCAUAGAGGGAGGACAACACCAUUGGCAUUAAAAGACGGACUCAUGAGGCUGGACAUGAACGAUAUUCUUUCAUAGAGAAGGUCUAGUUUUGAGUGAGAUGGCCAUGCCUCUACAAUGCCACGGGACAGUUUUGUUGGCUGUGGCCUUUUUUUUCCUGCCUUGUAUCACUUCCUCGCUUAACCUGGAAGAUCCAAAUGUCUGCAGCCACUGGGAGAGAUAUUCAGUGACAGUUCAAGAGUCGUACGCCCAUCCCUUUGACCAGAUUUAUUACACCAGCUGCACAGACAUCCUCAACUGGUUCAAGUGCACCAGACACAGGGUAAGCUACCGGAUUGCGUAUCGGAGAGGAGAGAAGACGAUGUACCGUAGGAAGUCCCAGUGCUGUCCAGGCUUUUUUGAAAACGGCGACAUUUGUGUUCCUCAUUGUGCAGAGAGCUGUGUUCACGGCCGCUGUAUGGCCCCCAAUACCUGCCAGUGUGAGCCUGGAUGGGGGGGUUCCAAUUGCUCCAGCACUUGCGACAGUGGCCACUGGGGUCCCCACUGCAGCAACAGAUGUCAGUGCCAGAACAAAGCUCUGUGUAACCCCAUCACUGGAGCCUGUAUCUGCAGUCCCGGAUACAGAGGAUGGCGUUGUGAGGAAGUGUGUGAGGUGGGCACCUAUGGUAAUGGAUGUCAGCAGAAGUGCCAGUGCCAAAAUGGGGCUACUUGUCACCACGUGACUGGGGAAUGCAAGUGCUCACCAGGAUACACUGGAGCUUUCUGUGAGGAUGCAUGUCCUCCAGGUAAACAUGGACAACAGUGUGAAGAGAGGUGUCCCUGCCAGAACGGCGGCAUAUGUCAUCAUGUGACCGGGGAAUGCUCUUGUCCGGCAGGAUGGAUGGGCACUGUAUGUGGACAGCCAUGUCCAGAGGGAAGAUUUGGCCCAAAUUGUUCCCAAGAAUGCCAAUGUCACAACAAUGCCUUAUGUAGUUCAUCCACUGGACAGUGUCUCUGCAGCCCCGGAUACACGGGAGAACGGUGUCAGGAUGAAUGUCCAGUUGGUACUUACGGUGCUGGCUGUACGAAAAGAUGUCGCUGUAAAAACAGUAGUAAAUGCUACCAUAACUAUGGAAACUGCUUGUGUGAGCCAGGCUUCACAGGCCAGAUGUGUGAUGUCCGACUGUGUCCCAAAGGAAACUAUGGCCUAUUGUGUGACAAGAAGUGUCCAUGCUAUUCCCAGAAUAUGCAGAGUUGCCAUCCAAUGUCAGGGGAGUGUACAUGUCUGUCAGGUUGGUCUGGACUCUACUGCAAUGAGACGUGCCGUCCAGGAUUCUAUGGCGAAUCCUGCCAGCAGGUGUGCCAGUGCCAGAAUGGUGCAGACUGCCACAGUGUUACAGGAAAAUGUUUUUGUGCUCCAGGCUUCUUGGGUUUUGACUGUUCAGUCCAAUGCCCAGCAGGAUCUCAUGGAGUGAAUUGCUCCUCCACCUGUAAUUGUAAGAAUGGAGCGCAGUGUUCACCAGUGGAUGGAUCCUGCUUUUGUAAACCAGGGUGGCACGGAGUGGACUGUUCCAUCAACUGCCCCAGUGGUACGUGGGGUCUUGGCUGUAACAUGACCUGUCUGUGUGGGAACGAAGGUGCUUGUGAUGCAGUGACUGGUCACUGUACUUGUGCUGCAGGCUGGAGAGGAAAUAAAUGUGACCUGCAGUGCCAGGAUGGUACCUACGGUCUUGACUGUAAAGAGCGCUGUGACUGUAGUCAUGCUGACGGAUGUCAUCACACCACUGGGUACUGCCACUGCCUGGCUGGAUGGACUGGUAUCCACUGCGACAGUGUGUGUGCAGAGGGCCGCUGGGGCCCAAACUGCUCCCUAACCUGUAACUGUAAGAAUGGAGCAUCCUGCUCUCCUGAUGAAGGAACAUGUGAGUGUGCACCAGGAUACAGAGGCAGCACCUGUCAGAGGAUCUGCUCUCCAGGUUACUUUGGUCACCGUUGCAGUCAGACGUGUCCCCAUUGUGUCCACAGUAAUGGACCAUGCCACCAUGUGAGUGGACAGUGUGACUGUCUGCCAGGCUUUAAGGGGUCACUUUGCAAUGAGGUGUGUCCCAGUGGUUACUAUGGGAAGAAAUGUGCCUUGAGCUGCACUUGCACCAACAACGGCACCUGCAACCCUAUUGAUGGCUCCUGUCAGUGUUUUCCGGGAUGGAUCGGCAAUGACUGCUCUCAGCCAUGUCCUCCCACUCAAUGGGGACCCAACUGCAUCCACACAUGUAACUGUCACAACGGCGCCUAUUGCAGUGCCUAUGAUGGAGAAUGCAAGUGCACCCCAGGAUGGACCGGCCUUUACUGCACACAACGUUGUCCAUUAGGAUUUUAUGGGAAGGAUUGUUCUCAGAGAUGCCAAUGCAGGAAUGGAGCAGACUGUGAUCACAUCUCUGGACAAUGUACCUGUCGCACUGGCUUCAUGGGUCAGCACUGUGAACAAAAGUGUCCCCUUGGUUCAUAUGGAUAUGGGUGCCGGCAGGUGUGUGACUGUCUCAAUAACUCCACUUGUGAUCACAUCACUGGUACAUGCUACUGUAACAAUGGCUGGAAGGGGGCCCGCUGUGACCAAGCUGGUGUUGUUGUUGACAGCCUCAACACCUUCACGAGUGCUGCAGUGCAAGUGGACAACUACCAAAUUGGAGCCAUUGCAGGAAUUAUUGUGCUGGUGCUGCUUGUGCUCUUUCUCCUCCUCCUCUUCAUUAAGUACAGGAAAAAGCAGAAAGGAAAAGAACCUCCCAUGGCAGUGACGUACACUCCUGCCAUGACGGGGACCACUGACUACACAAUCACAGAUGCUCAUCUACCACGUGACGUGCACCCCAGUAACUACUUCUCCAAUCCCAGCUACCACACUCUGACCCAGUGCACGAGCCCACAACAUAAUAACUCUCCAUAUAGAAAAGGUAAAAGCAACACGUUUGUGAACUUGAAGAAUGUGGAAGACAGAAAGAGAUGUCCUCUUGCUGAUGCCACUGGCACAUUGCCGGCAGACUGGAAACAUAGGGACUGCUUCAGUGAACUUGGAGUAGACAGAAGAUGCAUGGGCAAGUCUUUGCGAGACCUGGUGAAAGGCAUACCAUAUCAUGGAAGCUCCAGCUCCUUGAACAGCUCUGAAAACCCCUACGCCACUAUCAAGGACCCUCCCAUGCUGACAACGAAAAACACUGAAUGUGGCUAUGUGGAGAUGAAGUCACCUGCCAGACGGGAUUCACCCUACGCUGAAAUCACUACAAGCAGCCAUCUGACGAAUAACAAGAAUGUCUAUGAAAUUGAGCCAACUGUAAGCACUAUUCAUGGCACUGGACAAAGUAGUGACUGCCAGCAGCCAGGCCAGGACCCAUACGAUCUACCAAAAAACAGCCAUAUCCCUUGUCACUAUGAUGUUCUACCAGCCCGAGAAAGUCCAACAUCAGAUGACAAGGAGCUGGAUAGUGACUGACAACAGAGACUCACCGCAGAAAUACCUUUUUCAACUCCACAACUGGAAGCAUCAAAAGUUUGCUUAUUUUCUUCCAUUUUUGUGAUGUGUUUUAAGCCUUCCCUUUAUAACAUUUAUAAACAUAGUGGGGAUAUAAAUUUGCAUUUUCAACUGAAACCUUUUUUUUUUCCCCCCAAGUGAUUGAAGAUAAAUAGUUUCAUACAUGUCAUUUAUAGCACCCCAGAAUGUUUUAUAUAAGCGGGAUGUUUCCAAGCAGCACAGUGGAGUAAGAUUUUACACUAACCUAAAUCAAUUUAUGAGUAAAUUGAGGCAAGAUCACCGUUAUUUCACUAUUCAUACUUUUUGUUACAUUUUCGUUUGUUUGUGUGCUGUGAGAGUUUUCUUAUGUAAAAUGGACGCCUUGGCUCAACAAAGGUUGGGACACACUGAAUUAAGUGAAUCUGAAAAUUUCCCACUGGUGUGAAUGUGACAAGUUGUAGUAGUAGUCGUGUAAUUAUAAAGUCAAACAUUUUCGUGCAUUAACACCAUCCGUGUUCACAGUUUCAUGUGAUAAAUAUCAUAUCUGUCCCUCAGAAAGAGCUACAAGGACAAAAAUCACCUCUUUUGUUGCAGUUGUUUGAUCAUCAGCUAGAAGUGCUUUGAAACAAGUAUUGUAGAAUAUUACCCGAUAUACAGUACUGUGUUCAACAAUUGACAUGACAUUAUUCUCGUAAUAUCAUAAUCAUCUCUUAUUAUUUUGUACAUUAGCAGUGUGUUUUGGGAUGGGGGGGUUAUCUUGUGAACAAGGUGAGAAUGUUAGAGCAGGAAUUCUGACAGGAAUAUAAACGCAGUACAUGAGGUUGAUGUAUGUGACUGACAAAACGUAAGAGAGGCAGGGGCAUGGCUCAAGGAAGAGAGUCCUGGAAAAAGCCUUCAUAGCUGUUCUGAAUACGUACUGCAAGUGAAGGUGCAAGACCUCUCUCUGAUAUGAUUACAUGUAGUGGUUUGUAUUUGGUACUUGUUAAAACUGUCAAGUUUCAACGAUUGGGACUAAUUUGACAUUGGGCAGUCAAACUUAUUGACCAUGUCUGAUUGAAAAUUCCAAGUCAAUAGGGAGCAUGAGUGGCCUUCGAGUAUCAAACGAAUCAAAAGAUGCAAACCCAAUCCCAAUGGAGUUGGGACUUUGUGCUAAACAAAUAAAAAACGGAAUACAGUGAUUUCCAAAUCAUGUUCAAACUAUAUUUAAUUGGGUACGCUACAAAGACAAGAUAUUUCAUGUUCA
Molecule: messenger RNA, 4882 nt
Organism: Hippocampus comes (tiger tail seahorse)
Lineage: Eukaryota; Metazoa; Chordata; Actinopteri; Syngnathiformes; Syngnathidae
Gene: megf10
Product: multiple EGF-like-domains 10
Exons: 25
Coding region: 259-3621 (1120 amino acids)
Molecular function (GO): protein binding
Source: RefSeq, a predicted model, not a curated record